Messenger RNA from Telopea speciosissima, 551 nucleotides. RefSeq lists its product as uncharacterized. The record is from RefSeq and is a predicted model, not a curated record. The coding region runs from base 40 to 543 and encodes 167 amino acids. The transcript is spliced from 3 exons. NCBI's taxonomy places the organism in Eukaryota, Viridiplantae, Streptophyta, Magnoliopsida, Proteales, Proteaceae.
ACCAUAAGUUUUAACAGUUUCUCUCUGAAACUAGAGGCCAUGGAAGCCCAGACACAGUUUCAUCUCCGUCAUCAAAUUCAAGCCAUCACCACUCGCCAUCUCCGAAGCCAUACUACUAGACCUUCACUUUAUUCAACGUUAUCUUGUCACUAUUCCUGGCCAGCUCAGUCUUUUCAAAAUGAAAUUACAUUUACAGGUUUAUCGGCAAGAUUGAGAUUGCCGGAAUCUGUAGCUCUGGUUGCAUCAUCGAAGCGAGAAGUGGAAUCAGGACUUGUCACAGAAACAGGAGCUGAAGAAGAAGAAGCUGAAAUUAACUCAGAGGAAUGGGAGAAGUUAGGAUAUGAGGUUUAUGAGGAAGGGAGAGGGGAUAAGAGAUGUGGGGAGAAGAAAGGAAUAGUGGAAGUAAUGGAGUGCUUGGAAGAAGAAGCAAUCCUUGGGAGUGACCAGGGGAGAGAGCCCACCGAUUACAAUCGCAGGGCACGUAUCUUCGACAAGAGCUCUCGGGUCUUCCAGGCUCUCAAGCAACGCAGCAACGCUUUCUAGUCCCUAAA